CUCCUGAUUCUGUUGAGACUUUCCAACAGAACUGCAAUCCACACAGCGUGUUAUUCUCCUUGGUUAAAAGCGCUUUACUCAUGGAACGGAAGACAUAAACUGUCCAGAAAUGCGGGCUCUAGAAUCGAAACCAAUAAAAGGCUCAUAUUUUGGAUUAUAGAUUUUUAAAAUAUUUUUUACAGAGACAGCAGCGUGAGUGCAGUGAAUGGGUGUACAGCAGCUUAGUGGUCCGGCUGAUUAAGACUGCACAUCUUUUGGGGGUCUGCUUGGGACUGAGAAGAUGUAAGGAUCAACACGCUCUCUCCUCUUGGCUUUGAAACAACCAUGCAGAAAGGAAUUCGACUCAAUGAUGGCCAUGUUACCUACCUGGGUCUUUUGGCGAAAAAGGAUGGCACAAGACGAGGGUAUUUGAGCAAGAAGAGCUCCGACAACACAAAAUGGCAUACCAAGUGGUUCGCUUUGCUGCAGAAUAUGUUGUUUUAUUUUGAGAACGACUCCAGCUCCAGACCCGCGGGAUUGUACCUGUUGGAAGGAUGCGCUUGUGAUAGAGCACCCUCUCCUAAACCUUCUCUGUCAGCCAAGGAAUGUUUAGAGAAGCAGUACUACUUCACUGUUAACUUUAACCACGACAACCAGAAGGCACUGGAGCUGAAGACAGAGGAUGUCAAAGAUUGUGAUGAAUGGGUGGCAGCAAUAACACAUGCAAGCUACAGGAACCUUGCCACGGAGCACGAGUCACUCAUGCAGAAGUACCUCCAUUUGCUGCAGAUUGUAGAGACAGAGAAAACAGUUGCUAAGCAACUACGACAACAGAUAGAAGAUGGGGAAAUAGAGGUAGAACGCCUGAAAGCCGAGAUUGGAGGUUUGCUCAAAGACAACGAGCGCAUUCAGUCUGACCCGACUACUGCACCCAGCGACGAUGACUCUGACAUCAAGAAAAUCAAAAAGGUACAGAGCUUCCUGCGGGGCUGGAUGUGCCGGAGGAAGUGGAAGACAAUCAUCCAGGACUACAUCAGGUCUCCCCACGCCGAGAGCAUGAGGAAGAGGAACCAGGUGGUGUUCAGCAUGCUGGAGGCAGAGGCGGAGUAUGUUCAGCAGCUGCACAUCCUGGUCAACAACUUCCUGCGGCCGCUGCGUAUGGCUGCCAGCUCCAAGAAACCUUCCAUCACCCACGACGACGUCAGCAGCAUAUUCCUGAACAGUGAAACAAUCAUGUUUUUGCACCAGAUAUUUUACCAAGGACUAAAAGCAAGAAUAGCAAGCUGGCCAACGUUAGUACUAGCUGACCUCUUUGACAUCCUGCUGCCCAUGCUGAAUAUUUACCAGGAGUUUGUGAGAAACCACCAGUACAGCCUGCAGAUCCUGGCACACUGCAAGCAGAACCGAGACUUCGACAAGCUGCUCAAGCAAUAUGAGGCCAAGCCCGACUGUGAGGAGAGGACUCUGGAAACCUUCCUGACCUACCCCAUGUUUCAGAUCCCCAGGUACAUUCUGACUCUGCAUGAGCUCCUGGCUCACACCCCGCAUGAGCACGUAGAGAGGAACAGCCUGGAGUACGCCAAGUCUAAGCUGGAGGAGCUCUCAAGAAUCAUGCACGACGAAGUGAGCGAGACGGAAAACAUCCGGAAGAACCUGGCCAUCGAGCGAAUGAUCGUGGAAGGGUGCGAGAUCCUCCUCGAUACCAGCCAGACGUUUGUCAGACAAGGUUCUCUCAUCCAAAUACCGAUGAGCGAAAAGGGUAAAAUCACCAGAGGGAGGCUGGGGUCCCUGUCUCUCAAGAAGGAAGGGGAAAGGCAGUGCUUUCUGUUCUCCAAACAUUUAAUCAUCUGUACCAGAGGAUCGGGAGGGAAACUCCACUUAACAAAGAACGGAGUUAUCUCACUCAUUGACUGCACCUUGAUGGAGGAACCAGAGGGCACCGAUGAGGAGUCAAAACCAGACAAAUCCGGACAAGACAUGGAGCACUUGGACUUCAAAAUCGUUGUUGAACCAAAAGACACACAGUCGUUCACUGUCAUCCUGGUAGCGUCCUCACGUCAAGAGAAAUCCGCAUGGACAAGCGACAUCAGCCAGUGCAUAGACAAUAUCCGAUGCAAUGGUUUGAUGAUGAAUGCAUUCGAAGAAAACUCAAAGGUGACCGUUCCACAGAUGAUCAAGUCCGACACCAGUCUGUACUGCGACGACGUUGACAUUCGCUUCAGCAAGAUGAUGAACUCCUGCAAGGUCCUGCAGAUCCGCUAUGCAAGCGUGGAGCGGCUUCUGGAGAGACUGACAGACCUGAGGUUUCUCAGCAUAGACUUUCUCAACACCUUCCUGCAUUCAUACAGGGUGUUCACCACGGCCGAAGUGGUGCUGGACAAGCUCAUCACCAUUUACAAAAAACCCAUCAGUGCAAUACCUGCAAGGUCUCUGGAGCUGUUUUUCGCCAGCAGUCAAAACAAUAAGCUUCUGUAUGGAGAGCCUCCCAAGUCCCCAAGGGCCAGCCGCAAGUUCUCCUCCCCUCCCCCUCUGUCCAUCACCAAGACAUCGUCCCCCAACCGCCGGAGGAAGCUCUCCCUGAACAUCCCCAUCAUCACCGGGGGCAAGGCGCUGGACCUGGCUGCCCUGAGCUGCUCCUCCAAUGGCUAUGCAAGCAUGUACUCUUCCAUGUCCCCAUUCAGCAAGACCAGCUUGGACAUCAACAAGCUGUAUGUGUCCAGCUCUGUCCCCAACAAGAUCCCCGAUGAAGCUGAAACCAAAACGGACAAGCCAGACGAGCCUUCCUGCAAUAAGCAAGAAGUAUCGGUGAGAGAAGAAUCUGAUAAUGACCCAAUCCAGAGUGACGAAGCUGAAACAGAGACGUCACCAACAAAGUCUCCGACAACUCCCAAAAACGUCAAAUGCAAAAACUCUUCAGACUUCUCCUUGUUUUCCUAUAACAAUGGCGUGGUGGUGACAUCCUGCCGAGAGCUCGACAACAAUCGCAGUGCGCUGUCGGCUGCCUCUGCUUUCGCCAUAGCAACAGCGGGGGCCAAUGAAGGCACGCCCACAAAGGAAAAAUACAGGAGGAUGUCACUGGCAAGUACAGGGUACCCCACUGACCAGAGGAACGGGGACAAGGAGUUUGUGAUCAGGAGAGCUGCGACGAACCGAGUCCUGAACGUUCUGCGACACUGGGUCUCCAAACAUGCACAGGACUUUGAAUCCAACAGUGAAUUGAAGUUUAAGGUGAUCAGUUUCCUGGAGGAGGUGAUUCACGACCCCGAGCUUCUGACCCAGGAGAGGAAAGCAGCUGCCAACAUCAUCAGAACGUUAACUCAGGAAGACCCCGGAGACAAUCAAAUAACCCUGGAGGAGAUUGUGCAGAUGGCGGAAGGUGUUCAAUCUGAACCGUUUGAUAACCACUCUGCCCUGGAGAUCGCUGAGCAGCUGACCCUGCUGGACCAUCUCGUUUUCAAGGGGAUCCCAUACGAGGAGUUUUUCGGUCAAGGUUGGAUGAAGCCUGAUAAAAACGAGAGGACUCCCUACAUCAUGAAAACCACCAAACACUUCAAUCAUAUCAGCAACUUGAUAGCCUCAGAGAUUCUGCGGUCGGAAGACGUGAACGUGCGCGUGACUGCGGUGGAGAAGUGGGUGGCCGUGGCUGAUAUCUGCCGCUGUCUGCACAACUACAACGCCGUGCUGGAGAUCACCUCCUCAUUGAACCGCAGCGCCAUCUUCAGGCUGAAGAAAACCUGGCUCAAAGUCUCCAAGCAGACAAAAGCUCUGAUUGACAAGUUACAGAAGUUGGUCUCAUCCGAGGGCAGGUUUAAGAACCUCCGAGAGGCUUUGAAAAAUUGUGAUCCUCCGUGUGUGCCGUACCUGGGCAUGUACCUGACAGACCUGGCCUUCAUCGAGGAGGGGACACCCAACUACACUGAGGACGGGCUGGUCAACUUCUCCAAAAUGAGGAUGAUCUCCCAUAUUAUUAGAGAAAUCAGGCAGUUCCAGCAGACAGCCUACAAAGUUGAACACCAGCCCAAGACAACAGAGUAUUUGCUGGACAGUAGUGCUGUGCUGGAUGAAGAAAGUCUUUAUGAAGCCUCCCUGAGAAUAGAGCCCAAAUUGCCUACCUGAAGGGAGGACGGAUGAUAUCCCCGCAGCUAACAAACUGUACAAAUACUAUAUGAUAUGUACAUAAUCUAUUAUUUGUAUUAGACUGCUUAGACAUAUCCUUCUAGUAGGUGUUUCUGCAAGGAGCUGCGUGCUCUUGUUAUUAGAAGUAAACUAGAAGCCUAACACAAACUUUAUAUGUAUGGGUACAGAGGUUUGGGGGGAAAAAUACACUUAGAAGCUUAUUUGUUCUUUACUAUCGUUUUGUCUGCAUUUAUCAUAUAUUAUCUAGUUGUUUUCUACAAUAAUAAAACCAGGCUACCAGGAAAAAGGAAAACGACGAGCGGUCACUGAGUCCCCAAAAUUUCGAGGCUUGGCAUGCAUAAAGGUGUAUUUAAUACUAAACCAUUCUGAGAGGAGGUUUCAAACUCUUUUUUGAACGUCUUUCUAUAGAUGAAAUCCAGCACUUCCAGUAAGAUUUGAAGGAGAGCACCGGGUUCAAACACACGGCCCGUUAACUAGGGAGAGUCAGGGAGGAUUUACUCGUACACAGCCCGUUAACUAGGGAGAGUCAGGGAGGAUUUACUCGUACACGGCCCGUUAACUAGGGAGAGUCAGGGAGGAUGUACUCGUACACGGCCCGUUAACUAGGGAGAGUCAGGGAGGAUUUACUCGUACACGGCCCGUUAACUAGGGAGAGUCAGGGAGGAUGUACUCGUACACGGCCCGUUAACUAGGGAGAGUCAGGGAGGAUGUACUCGUACACGGCCCGUUAACUAGGGAGAGUCAGGGAGGAUUUACUCGUACACAGCCCGUUAACUAGGGAGAGUCAGGGAGGAUUUACUCGUACACAGCCCGUUAACUAGGGAGAGUCAGGGAGGAUGUACUCGUACACGGCCCGUUAACUAGGGAGAGUCAGGGAGGAUUUACUCGUACACAGCCCGUUAACUAGGGAGAGUCAGGGAGGAUUUACUCGUACACGGCCCGUUAACUAGGGAGAGUCAGGGAGGAUGUACUCGUACACGGCCCGUUAACUAGGGAGAGUCAGGGAGGAUUUACUCGUACACAGCCCGUUAACUAGGGAGAGUCAGGGAGGAUUUACUCGUACACAGCCCGUUAACUAGGGAGAGUCAGGGAGGAUGUACUCGUACACGGCCCGUUAACUAGGGAGAGUCAGGGAGGAUUUACUCGUACACAGCCCGUUAACUAGGGAGAGUCAGGGAGGAUUUACUCGUACACAGCCCGUUAACUAGGGAGAGUCAGGGAGGAUUUACUCGUACACUGCCCGUUAACUAGGGAGAGUCAGGGAGGAUUUAUUCGUACACAGCCCGUUAACUAGGGAGAGUCAGGGAGGAUGUACUCGUACACGGCCCGAUAACUAGGUAGAGUAAGGGAGGAUUUACUCAUUCAUUUCAUUUGCUCCUCACAAGCGCUGCAGAAAUGUAAGAUUUUUUUUUUUAAAGAAGUAAAAUUGAGAAGUUAUAUGACGGUUACCCAAAAGAUCAUCCGGAGAGGUCAAGACUAUUUAAAGACAUUCACAGCUUGAUGUAAUCAGAUGCAAGCACAGAAUUGCGACAGCAGUAUAUGAACUAUAAUCAUUUCCACCAUGAAGAGAAUCUCACUGAAGAAAAACUAAAUUUUGAUGGUCCCUGGAAUGUUAAAGAAGCUGUAUGUGACCUGACCUGUACAGCAUGGGGGGUCUAUAAUCAUAUCAUUCAAAUCAACUGCAUUGAUAAUGUAUUACAAAAAGGGGAAAAUACUUUGUGGAGGACAUGUCUAAAGACGCAGCAUUUCUUGUUUUGGCAAUAAUGAAGUUCUUGAAUGUUGAUGAAUUCAAUAUGUUAUUGUGUUUUUGAGAAAAACAAUAAGAAUCAGCAAAUCUUUCAGUAACUUUGCCACCGUAUGCCAUCUGGUUAUUUAUUUGCUAUCUGUGUUUAUUGAUUAGUUGAUUUAUUUUUGUUCUUUGGUGCUGUUUCAGCAGAGCAGAAUCAAAUGUGCUGACAAACAGGAAGAUUAAUUAAGGAGUGAAGUGUUCAGAAAGGUACUGAGCUGUUCUGUUUGUGGAAGUGAAUCCACUGAGACGCAUUAUAGUCACAGCAAAUCUGUUCUUCCUAGUGUGCCAAUGACCAGGAACCAGUACGACUAAAUCUGUUGUACUAGCUGAAAAGAAACGGGGCAGAGCUUUGCAGCUUGCACAAUUUAUAAAGGUAUUUUUGUAAAGUAGCCCAAACAAGAGUCUUAGCAGAAGGGAUACUGCAUCUUUGAGGAUAUAUGAAUAUAUGGGAAAAUCGGUAUUUUGUAGAAACUUUAACAAUUCUCCUGAAGGGUGUGUAUGCUGUAUAUUUUCUACAUGCAGCCUUAUCUAUUACUUAAUGUGUAACAUUGUAAAGCACUUUCUUUACAGCAUUAUAUCCUAGUAACAAGCUUACUUACCUAAAAUUGCUAAACAAUGUGUGAUAUUUAGUACCACAACUUUAGAAGUAGAAAAUAACAUAGACUGUAAUUUAAUUUAAUUUAAUAAAUUACAUAUACUGUAAUCCUGUCUGGAAUCACUCUUCUAACAGGACUAUAGUAAUGUAGUGCUUAUUCUGUGAAUAUUUGUAUGUAUUUUUACCAUGUACAGUAUAGAAACACACUAAAUUAUUAAGCGGCAGGCAUGCUCCACUAUAUCAAACCGAAAAAAAACAACAACAAAAAAAAAUAACAAAAAAAAAUAUAUAUAUAUAUACUUUUUUUUUUGCUGUGAGCAAUACCCAGUGGUAUGAGAAUUCUCUUUCAGUCCUGAAGUUUAUUUCCACUUACAGCUCAUUUGGAAAAUACUUUUUGUUUUCCAGUUUUUGUAUAAAUAUGUAUGUUUCCUGAUUACCUCUUGCUAAUAAAUCUAUUCUAUCUCAGGG
Acipenser ruthenus (sterlet) is the source of this 6968-nucleotide messenger RNA. Its product is annotated as ras-specific guanine nucleotide-releasing factor 1. NCBI's taxonomy places the organism in Eukaryota, Metazoa, Chordata, Actinopteri, Acipenseriformes, Acipenseridae. The record is from RefSeq and is a predicted model, not a curated record. Gene Ontology annotation, cellular component: plasma membrane. Gene Ontology annotation, molecular function: protein binding; guanyl-nucleotide exchange factor activity. Bases 325 to 4095 code for a protein of 1256 amino acids. Gene Ontology annotation, biological process: positive regulation of GTPase activity; Ras protein signal transduction. The transcript has 27 exons.